UGACAAUCCACGCCCCUGGCCAUAGUUAUCGUGCAGCGCAUGCAAACUGUCUCGAUGUGAUGUCGAGGUAUUGAUGAUUUGUGACGUCACUAGUGCGCUGAAGCCCGAGGCUGUGAUCGUGGGAGGAAGGCGACAAGCACUAGGCGAAUGGGCUGCUUACCUACAGUUAAGUCGUGCCGCUGCCGCAGCUACGACUUGCAAUCUACACUGACCGGUCAGGCCUGUCUCCAGCUUCGGACUGCCGUCUGCUUAAUUGAGAGGCACGCGUUGUGGUGUGCAUACGAGGUCUAUCGAUAGCCUUGUUUACCACGAUAUCCGGCCAUUCCGCGAGAACCAAACUUUGUGCUACCAGAGUGAGGCCUCCCAACUUUGGUUGAUUGCAGCGCAGGCCCUUGCCACGGUUGUUCUUCUACAGUCCGUUGCUGCGCACACGUACAUAGUCGAGGCAGACGAACGCUUUCUACGAUUAGCAUAUCCAUGAAACCGCGCGAACUAUGUCCGAUCUAUUGCCCAAAUUCAAGGUGACAGACCCACACACCCGCGCUGGAAGUCCACAGGACAGACGCGACGCAGCAAAGCACACCAACAAGGGAGAGGUCACCAAUGGCAAGCUUGUCGCAAACGUUUGUAGCCCUGGCUCACCGGCGCAUUCAAACGACGUACAAGACGGUGAUGGUCGCGACGAGCCUGAAGCGUCCAUAGAUCCACUUUCGCAACAAAUCCUGAGGAGAACAACUACGUCUACCGCCAUCCAGAAGUUGCGAGCUCAGAACACAGAGUCUUAUGCAGCGCAUUCGCAGACUUCGCUUCAAGAUGCAACUCCAGACAAGAAGCACAGUGGUGAAUCGCCGCGCGACAUGAGUGCGAGUACAAAAGCGGACAAAAAGAAGGGGGUCUCGUUUCUGAGCCGCUUCAUUGGGAACAAAAAGAAGAGCACCCUCGAUGGCGCAAGCGACAAUGGCUCGGAUUUUGGCGACCAUCGACCUGAGGGCAUGGAUGCACAGCUAUACGUCGAUAAUAUUGGCUUCAGCCCACGAUACCCGCAGCCUCCAGCAUACAUCAAAGUACGGACCAAGUUCAAGAUAAAGAAGGAGUUCGACCGUGUGUUCCUAGCACAAGAGCUUCGCUCAGGCGCCGGCAAAAACAGUGCCCCAGUUGCCGGGUCGAAUCCAGCCCCUCAGUCAGGAUCAGCGGCCAGCAAAAAUCCCAUAUGGGCCACAGAGUUUAGUAAGGACGGGAGAUAUCUUGCCGCUGGUGGACAAGAUCGAGUCGUCCGGGUAUGGGCUGUUCUAUCGAGUGCAGAGGAGCGAAGAGCCCACGAGACGGACGAGAGCGAUCCUGCUUGCGAGGCUAAACAUCUCAGUGCCCCAGUCUUUCAGCAAAAGCCCUACCGAGAGUACAGUGGUCAUACAGCAACUAUCUUGGAUCUGAGUUGGAGCAAGAAUAACUUCCUGUUAUCUUCGUCGAUGGAUAAGACCGUACGUCUGUGGCACGUCACUCGUGAAGAUAACUUGUGCACCUUCAAACACUCAGACUUUGUGCCGUCCAUUCAAUUUCAUCCUUUAGAUGAUCGGUUCUUCCUUGCCGGUUCGCUCGACUCCAAGCUUCGUCUGUGGAGCAUUCCAGACAAGAGUGUCGCGUACACAGCCUCAAGUCCCGACAUGAUCACCGCUGUAACGUUCAGUCCUGAUGGUAAGACAUGCAUCGCAGGAACACUGAGUGGUCUCUGCAACUUCUAUGACACAGAAGGUCUUAAAUGGCAGGCACAGUUACACGUGAAAUCAACAAGAGGGCAAAAUGCAAAGGGCAGUAAGAUCACUGGGCUUCAAGCAACAUACUGGCCUCCUGGCUCUGAGACCGGCGAGGUCAAACUACUUGUCUCGAGCAACGACUCUCGACUGCGAAUAUAUAAUAUGAAGGACAAAAGUCUAGACAUGAAGUUCAAAGGCCACGAGAACAACUGCAGUCAAAUACGAGCAGGAUUUGUCGACGGCUCAGGACACAUAAUAUGUGGUAGCGAAGAUCGCAAGGCGUAUAUCUGGUCGACGACCUCUCCGGAGGGCGACAAGAAAGACCAACGGCCUGUCGAGAUGUUCGAGGCUCACGAUUCCAUCACGACCUGCACAGUAUUUGCUCCACUGCAGACAAGGCAGCUCCUCAGUGCAUCAGAGGAUCCGAUCUACGACAUGUGCAACCCACCACCUAUCACACUUGUGUCCAGAGAUGAGUCUGCCCGGUCCUCCCGAGUCCCAACGGAAGCUGGUUCAGUACAACCGACGCCGACUCCAACUCAGAGCUUGUUCCCCAGAACGAACGAAAGCCCAGCGUAUCUUAGUCGCUGUGAUCACCCAGGCGGUAAUAUCAUCAUCACAACCGACUACAAGGGGUCGUUGAAGGUUUUCAGACAAGAUUGUGCUCAUGAUAAGCGCGUACGGCUCAGAGAGACCUGGGAGACCUCGUCCAAGAUGGGGCGCCCGAGCAGUAUCCUCUCACGCACUAGUCGGUCGAGACGAAACAGUGUAUCGACUCAACCUCCUAAUGAUCGCAUCAUGACAUGGAGGCAAGGCAUUUCGCAUGGUAGCGUUGACUCAACAGGACCCUUACGUCGAAAGAGCGGUCGCAGCGUCUCACCUCGCAAAUCCAUAGCAGCACUGAGUCUAAGCUCAGCACGAGCACCUGACUCACCAUCCCUGAAGCCCGUAGUAUCACAUGACACCACAAAUUCUGGACCUACGGGAACGCCAAAGACCUCUCUGUCUGUAGAUCUUGCACCUGUGCAAAGUAGAACACACUCCGAGGUCUCAACACCACCACAAAUAAACAUCCCAGAGCCAUCUCCAUCAUCCGAGGUGCCAUCGGAGCCAUCGGAGCCAUCGGAGACAUCGGAGCAACUAGAUCUUGCCAAGCACCCUUCAAUCGUCAACCCACUUGCUGUCAUCAACGGCCAAAGUUGGUUUUUUUGGACAAGCAAAGGCGACAGUAACAAGAGUCAAAGACCGGCGUUAGAUGCACGCGGAAGCCAGGUCAGCCAGCUCAGUCAAGUUAGUCGUCUGACUAGCGAGAUGAGCGAGGCCGGCGAGGAAGUAGCGCACACCGAGCAGGAACAGUGCACGCGUUGUGGGAGCCAGGAGUUUGAGGUUGCUACUAGAAGCGUAGGGCCGUCAGGGGGGCGGAAUGAGAGAGUGACAGUCUGUAAGAAGUGCAAGGCUGUGGCCAGUUGAACGGCUCGGUCGAUGUGAUGCAGUCUAUCUUCAAGAGAAUAUCAAACCUAUGACUGAUAAGAACUAGCAAUUUUCAUCUGUCGCAUUGCUUUUGUAGCCAUUGACAAUUUGACUCUCAUCAUCCGUGUAC
Boeremia exigua is the source of this 3351-nucleotide messenger RNA. Its product is annotated as WD40-repeat-containing domain protein. Gene Ontology annotation, molecular function: protein binding. The transcript is spliced from 5 exons. The coding region runs from base 495 to 3221 and encodes 908 amino acids. The record is from RefSeq and is a predicted model, not a curated record. Lineage: Eukaryota; Fungi; Ascomycota; Dothideomycetes; Pleosporales; Didymellaceae.